UAUUUGUUGGAGUACGAAGAAGAAAGUGAAGUAGAAGCUGAGAAUGAUGAUAACAAUAAUUGUUUUCUCGAAAACAACGUUAACAUCAUGACUAGAAGAGGCACACGACGUCAAAGAAAACAUCAAGAAGAGCGCAUGGCAAAAAAGACUCAAAAAUUCAUCAAAGAAAUGAAAAUUGAUAUGAAUAUGAUGAAAAGUAAAAGGAUGGGAUCGCGAAAAUUACGAAGAUACGAAAACGCUCAGCUUUUGUAUCUGUCUGUGGAUGAGAAUGAUAUCUGCGAAGAUUACUCAGAUAUUGCGCAAACAACAGAAACAUCUUUAUCAAAGUUGUUUGACAACAAGGAAAAUAUGGAGGCUUGGAAUACUUUUAUUGAAAAAGAUGAAGAGGAUCAGCGGAAAUACCUGGAAAAUGUAAAAAUGGAGGAAAUAAAUAAACAAUGCUGCAGCUGUGAUGAUCAUUCUACUCUGGAAGCUAAAAUUUUAGAACAUCGGCCUUGUCAAAUUCAUUCUUAUUUGCCGAAUACUGCAUUUUUUGGUUUGAAUCGGCGUAUAAGGAUAAUGUUAAAGCACAAAAAUUUGCCGUUGGAGUUUAUGACAGAACUUGAAAAUGAAUUAAGAAGUUUCUUCUGUAAAAAUGUGCCACCAGUAUUAGAGUGGUCUUCAUCUGUCUUAACACGUUGGCAGCGCUUCAUAAUACACACAAUAUCGGAUUAUCUUUCCUUAAGUUCGAAAAGUAUUUUUUGUGCAUAA
Molecule: messenger RNA, 750 nt
Organism: Thelazia callipaeda (thelaziosis nematode)
Lineage: Eukaryota; Metazoa; Nematoda; Chromadorea; Rhabditida; Thelaziidae
Source: the annotation of a GenBank genome assembly